AUGACCUUGGGCCUCAAAGUUCUUGCUGCCGUGGUCACAGUGCUGAGGGUUGUAUUUGCUGGACAAGUCAGCUACAAUGAACAGUACCGACCCCAGUAUCACUUUAGCCCACCGGAAAACUGGAUGAAUGACCCAAAUGGCCUUGUAUAUCACAAUGGUGUCUACCAUCUAUUCUAUCAAUAUAAUCCAGGCGGAAUAACAUGGGGCAACAUGUCAUGGGGGCAUGCAACCAGCUCAGACUUAACCCACUGGAAGCAACAGCCCAUCGCCCUCCUCGCCCGUGGAUUCCCUGACAAUGUCACGGAGAUGUUCUUCUCCGGAUCUGCAGUAGUCGACGCUGAUAAUACCAGUGGCUUCGGCGAGAAUGGCAGGAUCCCUUUGGUUGCCAUGUAUACUUCUAAUUACAUUGUCACACAAACUCUUCCGAGUGGGAAGACAGUCCAAGCAAACCAGCAAGCUCAGUCCAUUGCUUACAGUCUGGAUGACGGCAUGACAUGGACUACGUACGAUGUAGCAAACCCAGUAAUUCUGCAGCCACCUGCUGCAUAUUCGGACCAGAUCCUCAAUUUUCGCGACCCCAACGUAUUCUGGCACAGCCCUACCGAAAAGUGGGUUGUCGUGCUCUCCUUGGCUGAACUUCAUAAAAUUCUGGUUUAUACCUCCGACGAUCUGAAGAACUGGGUUUUCGAGAGCGAGUUCGGUCCCGUGAACGCUAUCGGUGGGGUGUGGGAGUGUCCAAACCUAUUCCCACUCGUUGUUGAUGGGAAAAAGAGCAGCUUGAAAUGGGUUUUAAUGAUCGGACUCAAUCCUGGUGGACCUCCUGGAACAGUCGGCUCGGGUAGUCAGUAUAUUGUGGGUGAUUUCAAUGGAACCACGUUCACCGCGGAUCCUGAUAAUGUAUAUUCUGAAACCACGCCGCCGCCAAGCGACAGCGUCGUUUUUGCUGACUUCGAAGGCACUGGAACAUUUGCUGAUCUGGAUUGGACUCCUACGGGAGACUUGGUCGGUCAAUCACCAGUGAAUGGCACUUUGGCUAACCAACAACCGGUGACUGGUUACUUGGGAAAGCGUCUUGUGAACACGUAUCUAAAUGGGGAUGCCACAACCGGAAAUCUUACCUCUCAAUCGUUCACCAUCUCCAAACGGUAUAUUAACUUCCUCAUUGGCGGUGGACGAGAUUUGGAGAAUACAGCCAUGUACUUGAAAGUGAACGGCCAAACAGUGCGAUCCGCGACAGGAGCCGACAGUGAGAACCUUCUUUGGCAAAGCUGGGAUGUAGGCGCUCUGCAGAAUCAGAAUGCUAUAAUCGAGAUCGUCGAUACCGCAACUGGUGGCUGGGGCCAUAUCCUAGUCGACGAAAUCAGCUUCUCGAACUCGAUCGCGCGAAGUCAAGUGGCUAAUUGGGUUGAUAUGGGUCCAGACUUCUACGCCGCUCAGGGUUAUAAUGGCCUAUCUUCGAACGAGCGAGUUGUCAUUGGGUGGAUGAAUAAUUGGCAGUACGGCCAGACAAUCCCAACUUCCCCAUGGCGCAGCGCCAUGUCGGUUCCCCGCCGGCUCUCGUUGACGACGAUUGGUGGAAAGCCUACUCUGGUACAGAAUCCUACUGAAAAUUGGAAAUCCAUUGUGCCAGCUAAUAGCAUCGUUCAUGACGUCUGGCAUUCGGUGAAUGGCAACAAGUUACUCGGUUCUGUUGGGAAAUCAUUCAGGGUUGACUUGACUUUCUCUGAUCGACCUUCAGCUGCAUCGGGAGCUUCUUCUCAGUUUGGAAUCAUCGUCCGGGCGACUGCGGACUUUUCACAGCAGACGCGAGUAGGCUACGACUUUGCAACCAAGAAUAUGUUCGUUGAUCGAACCCAAUCUGGCGACGUUUCGUUUGAUAGCACAUUCGCAGACAUUUAUUACUCCCCACUCACGGCAAACAAUGGUAAAAUCACAAUGAGUAUUUAUGUAGAUUGGUCCAGUGUUGAGGUCUUUGGUGGCCAAGGAGAAACUACCCUUACCACUCAGAUAUUUCCGGCGGAUAGUGCAACUUACGCUCAGAUAUUCUCGACGGGGGUCGCAACCAAUGAUGUCGACGUUCGCAUCUACAAGGUUUCUUCGACCUGGUAG
This is a messenger RNA of Talaromyces proteolyticus, 2109 nucleotides long. Its product is annotated as exoinulinase. NCBI's taxonomy places the organism in Eukaryota, Fungi, Ascomycota, Eurotiomycetes, Eurotiales, Trichocomaceae. The record is from RefSeq and is a predicted model, not a curated record. Gene Ontology annotation, molecular function: sucrose alpha-glucosidase activity. Gene Ontology annotation, biological process: sucrose catabolic process. The coding region runs from base 1 to 2109 and encodes 702 amino acids. The transcript has 2 exons.